Entelurus aequoreus (snake pipefish) is the source of this 996-nucleotide messenger RNA. RefSeq names its product vesicle transport protein GOT1B. The transcript has 5 exons. Bases 175 to 591 code for a protein of 138 amino acids. NCBI's taxonomy places the organism in Eukaryota, Metazoa, Chordata, Actinopteri, Syngnathiformes, Syngnathidae. Gene Ontology annotation, biological process: endoplasmic reticulum to Golgi vesicle-mediated transport; retrograde transport, endosome to Golgi. The record is from RefSeq and is a predicted model, not a curated record. Gene Ontology annotation, cellular component: endoplasmic reticulum; membrane.
AAAUGAGAGUGGGGCAGCAUGCGUGAAUAGACGAUCUCAGAGAGGAGGACGUGGCGUACUCGCUAGCAUAGCGUCUCUUCACACCCCGCCGAGGAAGCAACAGUUUAGUCAAACAGCCGUAGGGUUAUUGUUGUUACAACAAGUACGAAGCUACACCCCCAGGCCGCCGCCGACAUGAUUUCACUCACGGACUCGCAAAAAAUUGGAAUGGGGCUGACAGGAUUUGGCGUAUUUUUCCUCUUCUUCGGGAUGAUGCUCUUCUUCGACAAAGCCCUCCUGGCCAUUGGAAAUAUUCUGUUCGUCUCAGGGUUGUCCUUUGUCAUCGGCCUGGAGAGAACCGUCAGAUUCUUCUUCCAAAGACAUAAAGCCAAAGCCACCAGCUUCUUUCUGGGAGGAGUGUUAGUGGUUCUGAUAGGCUGGCCCAUCAUCGGUGUCAUUCUGGAGAUAUAUGGAUUUUUCCUCUUAUUUAGGGGAUUCUUCCCGGUUGCGGUGGGCUUCAUCAGAAGAAUACCACUGCUUGGCUCCUUGCUCAGCUUACCAGGAAUCAGAAAUCUGGUGGAUAAAAUCGGCGAGAGCAACAACAUGGUAUAGCAGCAACUAUUUUUUUAGUUUUUUAUUUAUCUUGUUCCCCUCACUUGGUCAUUGCCACUCCAGGACUGCGACUGAACCUACACAACACAAACUAGUGUUUACCCUUUUUUGAAUUGUUUUCACCUGAUGGAUUUUGUCUGGCGUCCUGUCUGCCAUUCAUGGACUCGGGACCAAUGGAUCUUUUCAAAGAAGAGGUCCGGAACCCUCUAGGCAUCCAUGUUCACUUAGUCUCCCUCUGGGAAGUCACUGGAGUCAUCUGAGUGAAAUAUCUUAUCAAUGUCGCAUGUACAAAACUGCUUUUCAUUGGCUCCUUGAGCUGAACUAUGACUCUCCAACAAGCUGUCAUUUUUGUAAGUGCUUACUUAAAGUGUCGUUUUAGAGAAAUAAACAUUUUUUACCUGCAAA